UAACUACCCCACUGUGCAGAUGAGGAAACUGAGGCUCAGAGAGGCGAGAUAACUUGCCGAAGGUCACCGAGUAGUAAGUGAGGGAGCGAGGUUUGAAAUACAGCUCGCAUGGUCAGUAAAGGCAAAGAUGGGACUGGAAGCGAUGACAAAAAAACAAAGGGGGCUGGAACGAAGAUCGCCACACCCCGGGGAGCAGCCCCUCCAGGCCAGAAAGGCCAGGCCAAUGCCACCAGGAUUCCAGCAAAAACCACACCUUCCCCAAAGACACCACCCAGCACUGGCGAGCCAGCAAAAUCGGGGGAUCGCAGCGGCUACAGCAGCCCCGGCUCCCCGGGCACUCCAGGCAGCCGUUCCCGCACCCCGUCCCUGCCAACCCCGCCCGCCCGGGAGCCCAAGAAGGUGGCAGUGGUCCGUACUCCACCCAAGUCGCCGUCUUCAGCCAAGAGCCGCCUGCAGACCGCCCCCGUGCCCAUGCCGGACCUGAAGAACGUCAGGUCCAAGAUCGGCUCCACCGAGAACCUGAAGCACCAGCCUGGAGGCGGGAAGGUGCAGAUAAUUAAUAAGAAGCUGGAUCUUAGCAACGUCCAGUCCAAGUGUGGCUCAAAGGACAAUAUCAAACACGUCCCGGGAGGCGGCAGUGUGCAAAUAGUCUACAAACCAGUGGACCUGAGCAAGGUGACCUCCAAGUGUGGCUCCUUAGGCAACAUCCAUCAUAAACCAGGAGGUGGCCAGGUGGAAGUAAAAUCUGAGAAGCUGGACUUCAAGGAUCGAGUCCAGUCGAAGAUCGGGUCCCUGGAUAACAUCACCCAUGUCCCUGGUGGAGGGAAUAAAAAGAUUGAAACCCACAAGCUGACCUUCCGCGAGAACGCCAAAGCCAAGACUGACCACGGGGCGGAAAUUGUGUACAAGUCGCCCGUGGUGUCUGGGGACACGUCUCCACGGCACCUCAGCAACGUGUCGUCCACCGGCAGCAUCGACAUGGUAGACUCGCCGCAGCUGGCCACGCUCGCCGACGAGGUGUCCGCCUCCCUGGCCAAGCAGGGUUUGUGAUCAGGCCUGCGGGGCGGUCAGUAAUCGCGGAGAAGAGAGAGUGAGAGAGUGUGGGAAAAAAGAGUAACGCCCCGGCCCUUCGCCCUCCGCCCUCCGCCCUUCGCCCUUCGCCCUCCCCCAGCUGCUCCGCACAGAUCGGUCAUUCAGGUCACCACGGACCUGCUUAGGCUCGGCACUUCGAAAUCAGUGAUGGGGAUAAGAGCAAAUUGCAGCUUUCCAAAUUGAUGGGUGGGCUAAUAAUAAAAUAUUUUUAAAAAACAUUUAAAAACAUG
Galeopterus variegatus (Sunda flying lemur) is the source of this 1322-nucleotide messenger RNA. It is a transcript of the gene MAPT, whose product is annotated as microtubule-associated protein tau. Gene Ontology annotation, biological process: microtubule cytoskeleton organization; neuron projection development. NCBI's taxonomy places the organism in Eukaryota, Metazoa, Chordata, Mammalia, Dermoptera, Cynocephalidae. The record is from RefSeq and is a predicted model, not a curated record. Bases 109 to 1050 code for a protein of 313 amino acids. The transcript is spliced from 8 exons. Gene Ontology annotation, molecular function: microtubule binding. Gene Ontology annotation, cellular component: neuron projection.